Formica exsecta is the source of this 3656-nucleotide messenger RNA. RefSeq names its product scavenger receptor class B member 1-like. Bases 791 to 1918 code for a protein of 375 amino acids. The record is from RefSeq and is a predicted model, not a curated record. Gene Ontology annotation, cellular component: cytoplasm; membrane. NCBI's taxonomy places the organism in Eukaryota, Metazoa, Arthropoda, Insecta, Hymenoptera, Formicidae. Gene Ontology annotation, molecular function: scavenger receptor activity. The transcript has 3 exons.
UGACAUCGAUUUAUUACGUUGACAGUCGUGGUGCGAAAAUAAACCCUACUUGGCGCUAUCUUUCCUAAGCACUUUAGCGGGGAGGCUUUAACACCCAGGUCAACGACGACCUUGACAGUGAGCUCUCUUCUAUUCUUCCUCAUCUUUCUGUUUUUCCUCGAAUAUCUGCAUCUAUAUUUCUCGCAUUGUGUUUGCGAUUGACCAGAAGCGAGUAAUCUUACGUACAAAUGCCAGAAAAAAGAAAAAAGAAGACUUUUAUUUUUCUAAAAAUUUUUCAAGGGUCUUUCGGAAUUUUCCUUGCACGUGAAAUUCUCAGGUAGUCUCUCCCCGAAAUAUUCGAAUACCUGAAAGAGAACGGGGGGAGAAGGCGUUUGGAAAGCGCUCUGGAUCGCCUCUGAACUAUUUGUGUAUCGGGAGGUGUUAAACAUCAGAGGUCAUCACCGCGGUAAGGUUAUCGUUGGAUUUUAACCAAAAGGGGGGAGAUUUUUGUACGCCGUUGGCUGUGACUCGAGCAUUAGUUGGACGAAAACGUUGCUCGUCGACGACGACGGAUUUAUCUGUUCGCGCUCCCACGACUUCGUCAAAGUUCUUAUCUGAUGCGUUUAACUAUUCGUCUUCCGCUCUCUCUCUUUCUACGAGAGAUUAGAUUGAUUUAAGCUUUGGACGAGAAAACUUUUCAGAGAGGGAUUUACUUUCGAUCGCGGUUUCAAACCGAUCUGUGUGUUCCUCUCAAAAUUCGCGAGAUUUAAUUAAGUUGUGAAGACUAUCCUUUGAAUUUCUACGAAUCGGGAUGGCAAUCUCGGUGGUCGACACCGCGCUCGACAUCGAGAAGAAAGCGAUGAAGCAUUGCACUCGACGCAAUCGUCUUCACAGCUGGCUGACUUGGAUCUAUUGCGGCAUGUUCCUGAUGAGCUUCGCGAGCUUCUACGCUUUUUGGUACACAGACACCUUCUCCGACUACGUGCUUUCGCAGAUGGAACUCCGCAACGGCACUCGUACCUUCGACCUGUGGCAGCAUCCGCCUAUCAAGCUCGAGUACAAGAUUCGCAUCUUCAAUUAUACGAACGUGGAGGAUUUCGAGGCGGACAGGGCGAGCAAGCUGCGCGUCCAGGAACUCGGUCCUUACAUCUACCAGGAGACGAAGGAUCGCGUGAACGUGGUGAUGCACGAGAACGGCACGGUGACCUUCCAGGAUAAGAGAUCGUUCGUGUGGAUGGGGGGUAGACCCGACAACGACACCAUCUUGGUGCCGAAUGUGCCGUUGAUGUUCACCACCGCGUACGUCCGGGAUCGGAGCUUUGCGGUGCGUUUCGUCAUCAACACAGUGUUGUCGACCCUACAAGAGCGGUCCUUUAUCAAUGAGACAGCCGGCGGUUUCAUCUGGGGAUACGACAACCGUCUCUUUGACAUGGUCAAACCAUUGAUGAUGUUCGAGCGUGACAUACCGUACGACAAGUUUGGCAUCCUGGUUACAAGAAAUGGUGUCAGUAAGGAUCGCGUCACGGUAAGCACGGGAUCGCGAAGCCUCGACAAUCUCGGCAUGGUCGAGCGAGUAAAUGGGAUAGACAAAAAAAAAGAGAAUAAAAAUUGUCUCCAGCGCAUCGCGACUCCCAUGGCCGGUUGGUCAAGAACGCAGGUGAAUCUGGAGGUGCGAAAAGCGAUUGGCGUGCCAUUUCUCGGAAAACUGAAGGACGGCGCGAUUCUUCCGCUCAUCUGGAUGGAGAUGGGGGUAGACAAGAUUCCGGAAUCGAUGUUGGAGAUCCUUCAAGAGGCGCAUUUCACAGUUGCCAGAGUGGAGAUGGCUCUACAAUGGUGCAGUCUCAUAGCCAUGAUACUCUCCUUGAGCGCGCUGGUCACCUAUCUCUGGAAGUGUCGCGUUCAACGGGACAAGAGCCUUCCAAGAAAAUUGUUCGUCUGAAUAAACGAUCUUAUCGAAUCGACAGGGAAAAAAAGUAGUAGUUCGAGAUCGAAAGAGUGCAUCCGAGGAGAGGAAAAGGAUUCUAAGAUAGCACGAAUGUGUCUAAAAGAAAGAUUAAUUUUUUGAAACAUUUUAAAACGCCUCUUAAAUUUUCUUCAGAGACGGUUUUCAGAGUCUCGGGUUUUUGAGUCGAUAUUCGCCUUGAAUAGAGAAGAUAUUAUGCGAUUAUGCAAAUCGUUAGGCUUUCGCAAAAUUGCAAACGGGAAUUUAUAACAUCUUGAGUAAAAAUAAUAAUGUUGUGCAAUUAAAAUAAUGUACAUAGCAAAUUAUAUGUGAAACAAUUUGAUACACACUCUGUCAUUAUUAUUGUAUUUAUAGAGAUAAUUUUAAUAUGAUAAUCGACAGAGAUGAGGAAAGAAACACGAAAAUAUCAGUCUUCUAAAAUCACAUAUUAAAAAUAUUUAGUUAAUAAUGUAUCGAAUUAAAAUAGUUCAGUUAUAAACAGUAGUUAUUAGUCAUAAACAGUAUCAACUUGUUCGAAUUACGACAAUCCGUAUCAAACAUUUUGAAAAAAUUACGAAUAUAGAUAUUAGUUUCUAUUGUACUUGUAAUGUUAGAGAGAGAAUGUUUCUUUCUUUCUUAUAUUGUAGAAAAGUAGGUAAAACGACGAAAAUUAAAAAAAGAUAGGUGCGCUAAAACAAAUAUCUAAGCUAGCUAUAUAAACAAUGCGAUACGGGAUUCCUUUUAUUUUGUACGAUAUUGCAGAAUUACGAUUUACGGCCGAGUGACGGCGAAAAUAUUAUAUAAUAAUAUAAUCGAUCCAGAAAGAUCGGAUGACGAAGAGCGUAAAGUUCAUUCUCAUGGACUUUAAGCUCCAUGUCGUUGGACCGGCUCUUACGAGAAACUGACGUACCGCGUUGCAACGUGAAAGAAAAAAGAAAAAAAAAAGGAACACACCCGCAACGCGGCCAAGUUGUGAUUAAGGCUUUGAAAGUGCGUCGAAAUUAUAUGUAAUUAUGUAGAGACGGAUGCAAUCCGUCGUGACAUUACAUUUGUCGUGUUAUUAUCAAAUAGUUGCUUACCGCAACGGUGUAUUACGUGCGACGGUAUGUACCAUGUUACCAAUGAUGUGAUGGACAACCGUACUUAAAAUUAAGUGCUGACACGUAGCAGUACGUAUUACAUACGACCAUUUAAUUAGCUCGUUAUCUCGAUAGCGAGAUACACGAUGUAGGGUGCUUUAACAUUUAAGUUUUUUUGUUUUUUUUUUUUUUGUUGGGUUCCUGCGACACUCGCGAUAUUUAACCGAUAUAUCAAUGUAUAUACGUGUCGCCUUUUCUAACAAAAAUGUAGGAACGAAGAAGAGAGAAACACGCGAGCUUUUGCUUGAUCUGUAUUCUCUUUUAGAAUUUCUCGAUGUGUCGAUAUGAAAAAAAAAAGUAUAUAUAUAUAUAUACAUAAUACAAAUGUCAUAUAUCUUUAUUUUAUAGAUUAAAAAAAAAUUUUGUUUAGUAUAAAUCUUUAUUUUUUGCAAUCAUCUCCGCAAUUCCGUCGAUUUUCACUCACGUGUUUCGGAAAUAAUUUUUUUCUGCGGUCGUAAAUUAAAAAUCGCUUGAUUUAUUAAUUAAUUCGUCCGUGUACGUGUAUAUCGGACCUGUAUCCGUCGUAUUAAAAUACCGACAAUUCUUGUAACGACGUAUUCCGAGAAACGAAAUAAAUGUUCAAUUCCUUUAAAAAA